Messenger RNA from Humulus lupulus (European hop), 1479 nucleotides. RefSeq lists its product as uncharacterized. The coding region runs from base 1 to 1479 and encodes 492 amino acids. NCBI's taxonomy places the organism in Eukaryota, Viridiplantae, Streptophyta, Magnoliopsida, Rosales, Cannabaceae. The record is from RefSeq and is a predicted model, not a curated record. The transcript is spliced from 3 exons.
AUGGGGUUUGAGGGAGCUCGUUACACAUGGUGCAACCGCCAUGCCAAUGGUACUUUCACACAAGAAAGACUAGACAAAAUGAUAUGCAAAAAUAAGUGGUCUACCAUAUUUCCCAAAUCCUAUAUGUCACACCUUAAGUUGUGGGGUCAUAGACCAAUCUUAACUAGAAUACUUCGGGAGAAAGACAAAAGAGAGUACCCAAAAGCAAAGUCAAGGUUUCAUUUUGAAAUGGCUUGGGAAAAUGAAGAAGAAUGUAAAGAACUUGUGAGACAAACAUGGGGAGAUCAUGGUAAUACUACUAUAGAGGAACUGAGGAGGAUCAUACUUGGGGUGUCCAAAGGGCUCAAAGAUUGGAACCUAUCCUCCUUUAGAAGAACCCAAAUUGCUAUGAAAAAAAAGGAGGAGGAAUUGGCUAACCUGGAUAAUGCACUAGACAAUGCUUCUUGGGAAAAAUACAGGAAUGAUGAACAUGAACUUGAUGUCACUAGUGCUAAGAAUAGACAACUUAUGCGGGAAUUCUCAGAGGUGGAUGUGAAGGAAGAUUCAUUUCAGAUGCACCCUCGGAAGAGUCCAGGAAAGGACGACAUGGGAACAAGUUUCUAUCAAAAGUUUUGGGAAUUUGUGGGUGAUGAUGUUUGCAAAGCCUGUCUCAGUUUUAUAAAUGGUUCAGAUAAUGCAAUGGUGGGUUUUGAGUGUCUCAAUGCCAUCAAAAGGCACAAAAAAGGCAAAACAUGCUACUGUUCUUUCAAGCCAGAUAUGGCAAAAGCUUAUGAUAGAGUGGAUUGGAAUUUUCUAUGGGGUAUUAUAGAAAAGUUAGGCUUCAACAGUGCAUGGAUUGGGUUGAUCGAGAAGUUUAUAUCCUUUGUCAAGUACUCUAUCAAUAUCAAUAGUGCUAUUAUAGGCAAGAUCACUCCUACUCGUGGCCUUCGACAAGGAGAUCCAUUGUCCUCGUUUCUUUUUCUCUUAUGUGUAGAAGACUUAUCAUCAUUGCUGAAGCAUGCCCUCAGUACUGAUCAAGUCAGGGGGUUAAAGUGUGGCCUUGGAGGACCCAUGGUAUCUCAUUUAUUCUUCGCUGAUGAUAUUUUCUUUUUUCUGGAGGCAACUAUGGAAAAUUGCACCCACUUCAAAGAGAUACUUGUGCAUUAUGAGAAUCCCUCAGGAUACCUGGUAAAUUUAAAUAAGUUUGUUGUUUGUUUCUUGCCCCAGAUGAGCCCCCAAAUGUGUGAUGUAUUAGCUUUAAAGCUUGGAGUCCCUCUAGUUCCUUGCCAUGAAAAGUAUCUGGGUCUCCCUUGUUUUGCUGGUAAGAGUGAAAACUGUCUCUUUCAACCUAUAAGAGAUGGAGUGUGGAAUAAACUUUUUAGUUGGAAGUCAAAGUUCUUCUCAGCUGGAGGCAGAGAGGUCUUAUUGAAAUCAAUUAUCCAGGCAAUUCCAACUAUAUGCUAUGAACUUAUUCACACUAUCUGCUUCCUUACUGCAUGA